AUCGUAAAGCGUAAAAUUUAUUUCUUUAUUUUCCCGUUCCUAAAACCAUUCGGCUUGUAUUUUUCAUAUGCAGUGAUUUUAAAAAUACAUAAUAUUGUACCUUCACUUAUAGUAGAAUUUGUUACUAUAAUCACUAUCUUAGAAAAGUUGCAGAUAUGGUUGGCAAAACCAAUAAGCUGUAUGUCUUGAAAAGGGGAGGGAGAAUGGAGGAGGUCCAUAUUGACAAAAUAACAUCACGAAUAAAGAAGCUUUGUUAUGGAUUAAACAUGGACUUUGUGGAUCCUGUCUCUAUAACUUUGAAAGUUAUAAGUGGAAUUUACUCAGGUGUAACGACUGUGGAAUUAGAUAAUUUAGCGGCAGAAACAGCAGCAACAAUGACAACCGAUCACCCCGACUACGCAGUAUUGGCCGCACGAUUAGCUAUAUCUAAUUUACAUAAAGAAACUAAAAAACAUUUCUCAGAGGUUAUGACCAAUUUAUACAAUAUCGUCAAUCCACAUACCAAGAAAAGGGCUCCCAUGAUUUCGGAUACUCAUUAUAAUAUAAUAAUGAAGAACAAAGAAAGAUUAGACUCUGCUAUUGUGUACGAUAGAGAUUUCAAAUACAAUUACUUUGGUUUUAAAACUCUAGAAAGGUCAUAUUUAUUGAAAAUUAAUAACAAGGUUGCCGAACGUCCACAGCAUAUGUUAAUGCGAGUUUCAAUCGGUAUUCAUGGAGAAGAUAUAGAUGCUGCAAUAAAUACUUACAAUUUGCUAUCCGAAAAAUAUUUUACACAUGCCAGUCCUACCCUGUUUUCAGCAGCUACACCGCGACCUCAGUUGUCGUCUUGUUUUCUCGUAGCUAUGAAGGAUGAUAGCAUUGAAGGCAUAUACGAUACUUUGAAACAGUGUGCGCUGAUAUCUAAAUCUGCCGGUGGAAUCGGCGUUCACGUUCAUUGUAUUAGAGCUAAAGGAUCUUAUAUUGCUGGCACCAAUGGGGUUUCAAAUGGAAUAGUGCCUAUGCUUAGGGUUUACAAUAACACUGCAAGAUAUGUAGACCAAGGUGGAAACAAACGUCCCGGAGCAUUUGCAGUGUAUUUGGAACCUUGGCAUGCAGACAUUUUUGAAUUUCUGGACCUCAAAAAGAACACCGGCAAAGAAGAAGUACGUGCUCGGGAAUUAUUUUAUGCUUUGUGGAUACCAGAUCUUUUUAUGAAGAGAGUAGAGAAAAAUGAAGACUGGAGUCUAAUGUGUCCUCAUGAUUGUCCUGGAUUGGCAGAUUGUUGGGGAGAUGAAUUCGAAAAAUUAUAUGAACAAUACGAAAGUGAAAAACGUUUCGUGAAACAAGUAAGAGCUCAAAUUUUGUGGAAAGCCAUUAUCGAAGCACAAGUGGAAACAGGUACACCCUACAUGUUAUACAAAGACGCUUGCAAUAGUAAAAGUAAUCAAAAGAAUUUGGGUACAAUUAAAUGCAGUAAUUUAUGCACAGAAAUUGUGGAAUAUACGUCAGCGGAUGAAGUAGCCGUAUGUAAUUUGGCGUCUAUUGCUUUAAAUAUGUUUAUUAAUGAAGAUAAAACGUACAAUUUCGAUAAAUUAAAAGAAGUAACCAAAAUCAUUACACAAAAUUUAAACAAAAUCAUUGAUGUUAACUUCUACCCAAUUCCCGAGGCAAGAAAAUCGAAUAUGAGGCAUCGACCUAUUGGGAUUGGUGUUCAAGGGCUAGCAGACACUUUUGUUAUGAUGCGUAUUGCAUACGAAAGUGAAGCAGCCAUAAAAUUAAAUCAACAAAUAUUUGAAACUAUUUAUUAUGGCGCACUAGAAGCUAGUUGCGAGCUAGCGGAAAAGUAUGGGGUUUAUGAAACAUAUGACGGAUGUCCAGCUAGCCAAGGUAUAUUACAAUAUGAUAUGUGGAACAAAACCCCUACUGAUCUUUGGGAUUGGAGUGCAUUAAAAAGUAAAAUCGCUAAACAUGGUUUGAGGAAUUCUUUAUUGUUAGCGCCUAUGCCAACAGCAUCUACGGCUCAAAUUCUCGGUAAUAAUGAAUCGUUCGAACCAUUCACAUCAAAUAUAUAUCAAAGAAGGGUAUUAUCAGGUGAAUUUCAAGUUGUAAACCAUCAUUUACUUCGUGACUUAACAGAGGCAGAUUUGUGGGAUGAUGAUAUGAAAAAUCUUAUAAUACAUAACAAUGGAUCAAUUCAAAAUAUAGAUGCAAUUCCAAAAGAAAUUAGAGAUUUAUAUAAGACAGUUUGGGAAGUGUCGGUAAAAACGACGAUUCAAAUGGCUGCUGACAGAGGUGCUUUUAUUGACCAAAGUCAGUCUUUCAACAUUCAUGUUGCUGAACCAAAUUAUGGUAAAUUAACAUCGAUUCAUUUUUAUGCCUGGAAAAUGGGACUCAAAACAGGCAUGUACUAUUUACGAACUAAGCCAGCUGCUAAUGCUAUACAGUUUACAGUCGACAAAUCGAAAGUAAAAGGCAAAAUAACCAAUGGCAAUUCUGACACUGAUGAUACAAACAUGGCAGCAAUAACUUGUUCUUUACAAAAUAAGGAUGCUUGUUUCAGCUGUGGAUCAUAAAGUAAUAAUUUAUUUAUAAUAACGUAACCGGACAGACUUCAUUUUUUUUUAAUUAAUUUUAUAUGGUAAUCAAAAUGAUGGGAUUAAAUCAUGGAUCUCGAGCUUAUCAUCUUACUGUCUACACUUCACCUUAAUGUCCAGACGAUGUUUCAAAAGAUGUGAUAUAUUUUACAUAGACAAAGGUACUUUCUAUCUGAAUGAUAAAAAAACUUAACUAGGUAGUUACUUUAAUUUUGAAUCGACAACUCAUUUAAUUAGGAAUAUCAAUAACAAAAAUGAAAUCGAUUAAGCUAACUUAAAUUUUACUAGAUUUAAGAUAAUUUACAGUUUCGGUCACUCUGCAUUGGCGACGCAGCGCAUGAGUUUAAAUCAGUAGAUAAUUAUGCCAUGAUGUACCUUGUGCGGUCUCACUUAGUCGUAGACGUCGGCUACGUUCUGACGGUGUUGCGAAUAUGUAUGAUCCUGAUCGUAUUUGCCGUGGGCGAUCUUAUAAGUAUUUUCUUUCUUAACAGCAGAUGAAAAAUUCUAUAAAUUUUGACCGCAUACGGCUCUUAAGAUGCUGGAAAUGAUUUUUUUUCUUGUAAUAUCAAAGUGCGGUCAUGGAAACUUGUACUAAAAUGAUUAAUAAGUUUUAUAGUAUCAUCAUUGCGCAGUGUCAUCAGUGUAUAGUAACGUUUACGCUUAAUAUGUAAGGAUUCUAUCACAAUUUGAAAUCCAGUGUAUAGAUGUUUAAGCCAAAAUAUUCAAUUUAUUUUAGCUAGCAAGUACAAAAUGUUGCAGUUAUUUGAUUAUUUCAGUAUAUGGCGCGCCCUAAAGUUUCAUAUUUGUGAAUUGUACUUUUCUCUAGAAUAGGGUAUUCUACACUAUUUGGAAUAAUUCUUGUAACUGUCUAUUUUUAUAUAAAAAGCCGUAAAACAAAUAUCUCGAAAAUAAAUACGUAUUUGAUUUUUAAGGCUUCUUGCCUUAAAAUUAAAUCAAAAUUUAAACUUUUUAUACCCGCGAAAACGCUGUCCGUCAUAUUCAUGACGUCAUUCUGACAUGUACACAGAACAGAUGCAUAGAGAAGAAGAUUAAAAGCUGUCAACAAUAUAAGAACAUUGUCAUCUAACGAUUGAUUACGAAAUAAAAAGAUAUAAAUAAGCUAAGAACAGCGCCAUCUAGGAAUUUGAUUUAUAACUAAUAGGCUUAUCUUUAUGACUAAUCUGUCGCCACAGUGACGUCACAAAAUGGCGGAUCGUGUUUCAAGUCUUUUGACACACAGACAAAAAAUCGCACUUAAUUUUAAGAUAAUCGUGCUAUUUUAAGACUUGAAAUCAGAAUCUCUGUGUUUAUUCUGAUGUAAUUUUUUGUUUUUUGAGCAUUUUCGUGACUUAUUCACUACCGAAACUACCCUAUUAUGAAAUAAAUACCUACUUGUAUUGUACUACAUAUCAUAAAUCACACUUUAAAAUAGUCGUUAGAUAAAUUUAACUUGGAGCACGAUUAGAAAAAAACUUGGAAUCAAUCUGUUAAGUUAAUGAAGCGAAAAUGUAAUAAAUUAACACGGCGAUUCUUUGGUCUCACCCUAUAUUACGGGCUUCCCUUGCUUCCGACCAUGGUGUCCGCCAUUUGUCAUACUUAGAAAAAAUAUAUGUAGGGCAAACCACAAAAUAAGCCAUACAACCGACCACAGAACAAUUUCUUGACGAGCAAAAAUUAAGUACCUCUUAACCAAGUCUCGAAGCUACUUACUCGCCGAGCUAGUUUUAACAUGGAAAAAUGUGUUUCAUAUGAAUACUCAAUCAGCACGUCAGCUUUUGGUUAUUCUUAAAAAAUCGCAAAUAAAUUAUUAUUUUACGUAUUGGAAGUAGAGUUUAAAAAAUAUAAUGAUACCCAUUUUAUAGUAUCCUAAUAUGCUGCUGUGUCAGUUUACUCUUAUAUAUAAUAGUACUUAGUUCUCGUCCGACUACGACUGCUUUCAGAGGACGAGAGUUGCCGUUUAUUACAAACAUGUUUUAAUUAUGGUAUUGUAUUUUAUAUGAUUAUUAUUUCGAACUAAGCAUCGCAAGACUAAUAUAAGAUUAAGUAAAAAAAAAUGACUAAUUCAUAAUUGCCUAAUUUUGUACUUUAGUUUUUUUUAUUAAUAAAUAAGUACUUAGU
This is a messenger RNA of Diatraea saccharalis (sugarcane borer), 4691 nucleotides long. NCBI's taxonomy places the organism in Eukaryota, Metazoa, Arthropoda, Insecta, Lepidoptera, Crambidae. The record is from the annotation of a GenBank genome assembly.